CGCAAUUUAUUUAUUCGGAAAUGGAAAACAAUUUUUUUAAAUAAAUUACGAAAAUGAUCUUGGAGGACGAAAUCUCGAUAUAUUCGUCCUCCUGGCGAUUAAUGUUUUUAUCUUGAUCUAUUCUAUCUGCAUCAAAGAAAUUCUAAAUUAGAUAAAUAUAGAAACUGUUGCAAAAGAUUAAUGUGAAUCUUUUAAAAAAAACUAUGACUUCUCGUCGAAAAAUUUGUUGUUGCCCUUAUGUUCAUAAAUGUCAAAAAUUUUUUCCUAAAGAUAAAGCAUUGUCCAAAAGUCAAGAAGGAUAUGUAACAAAUGAUAAUUUCAUCCUCAUUGGUGCCAAAUAUAUAUUAGACUUAUAUCACAGUACACGUAAAAAUAUUCUUGCAGAUGACUUUUUGAGGUCUGUAGUAGUAUCAAUAACAUUAUUUGCAAUUGGUACACAGCUUACUAGAGAACUAUAUACUUCAAAACUUUCACCAAUUCUUCGUUGUAAUUAUAAUUUUAUUGAUACACUCUGUGUAACUAGUUUAUAACUUAUAUUAAUUUAAUUAUCUUACAAUCUGUAAUUAUUCUGUA
Vespula vulgaris is the source of this 573-nucleotide messenger RNA. RefSeq lists its product as uncharacterized. Bases 204 to 530 code for a protein of 108 amino acids. Lineage: Eukaryota; Metazoa; Arthropoda; Insecta; Hymenoptera; Vespidae. The record is from RefSeq and is a predicted model, not a curated record. The transcript is spliced from 3 exons.